GUAUUAUGUAGAGUGGUCAUCGCUAACCUGCUACUCUCUACCGCCCUCAGGUCGAGACGUCUUCCUCAGCCCUGAUGUCGUCGUCUCUCAGGUCCAGUCCUGUCAUGCCCACCCACGGCACACCUACCUACUCUACGCCCUCCCAUGACACGCCCACCCACGGAAAACCUACCCACGCCCGCGGCACUAUGACUCUCCCUUCUCCUACGAGGAGAGCCUUCCAGCCAACAGCGCCCCUGGCCAUGUCUUCACCCAUCCAUCGUUGUCCCCAGGUGGUGGGGUCCUCCCCCAGCCGAUCCCCCCACGCCUCUGCUACCAUCUCCCCGAACCACGCCCUCCCCCAGGGCCCUCUCAUUACCGCGUCAGACUGCAUCCCCACGAGGGAGCACACUCCCACCUGCCCGUCCCAGCAGGGCACCAACAAGCUCCCCAACAACGCUUCCUGCUCAACCCAACAGGGUAUGACCAAGCUCCCUCACAGCGCCCCUUGCCCACCCCAGCAGAGUAUCAAACUUCCCAGUAGCGCCCCCUGCUCGUCUCCCUCACAUGUCAAGGAGAACCCCAGCUUGGUCAAACAAUCUCCCAACAUUCUCCCAUCGACAGUGAAUAAGCCUAGCGGCUUCUCUGGGCUGCUGCAGGAGAUGGGUAUGAUGCCUUUGAAGGAAGAAGACACGACAGACGACUCAAUGGGAGAAGAGGAGGAGGAGGAAGAGGAGGACGAUGACAACAUGAACAAAGAGGAACGGAAGAAAAAAGCUGAAGAGGACAGCAGACGGCGUAAGGCAGGUCGUGGCGGGAUGCGAGGCAGGACGCGGAGCCCUCAACACAUCGCUCGCGUACGACGCAACCGACGCAUGAAGGCCAAUGACCGUGAGCGACACCGCAUGCACAUGCUAAACAACGCGCUGGAUCGCCUGCGCACAGUCCUCCCCACCGCCCCAGACGACACCAAACUCACAAAAAUCGAGACUCUCCGCUUCGCUCACAACUACAUCUGGGCGCUAAGUGAAACGCUCAAGGGGUUAGACUCUCACACGCCCACCCACCCACAACACCUGAACCUUAGUGGUGUGAGUGGGGCCCCAGUCACUCCGCAACUCUCCGGCGAUGUCAGUAUGUACCAGGGAGGCGGCCUGGCGCCUUCCACCACGUACUGUGGACAGACUAGUGAGGCAGACAUCUGGGGGACGGCGAGUGUUAGUGUGAGCGGCGCCUUCACCCCAGUUCCUGCUCACCAGCAGUACGUGCAUUACCCCAGCCUUCCCUAUCAGUGCCUCUGAACCUCUUCAGUGCCUCAAACCCUCUUGCUGUGCCUCUCUAUUAGUGCCUCAUUACCUCCAUCCCACCUAGUGCCUGAAGAGUUUUUCAUCUAGCAUUAUAUAUCAUAGUGGAAUGUUCACUGUCUGUGUUAUAACUUGCACACUAUAUAUGCAAAUAUACACACUAUAUCUUCACUGUAAUACGUCGUAGCGCUGAAUAACCUUACGAAUUUAGCGCUUUUCUUGAAUUUAAUAAUUAAUGUUCGAUGUCUUUCACACACGAAGUAUAUAUCGCCUCACUAGAAGACUAAACGAAUUUAUUAACCCAGGAUAGUACAAGAAAGCCAUCGAGGUUCUGUCUUACUCAUUUUGCAACCCACACAUGUGACUUGUAAAUGGUCCAAGUCGGACCCAAACGCCUCAUGAGCUUCUCUCUCUUGUGUGCCGGUUAUUUGUGUAUUUCAACCUACAGUAGUCGACUAACCCCUAGUUACAUAUCUACUGCUAGGUAAAUAGGGGCAGCAGGUUUAAUUAAUAAGACUUGCCCAUUCAUCUCGCCUUACCAAGGAUUUGAUCUUGGGUCAUAUGGUUGUGAGCAGAACACUCAGUUCAUGAGAUACAAGACGCCGAAACAAUUUUUACAGAUAUUUGGAUUUUGUAACUAAGAUUCCUGAUAAACCUGCAUUUGUGGUGAGAGCGGACCAAAUUGUAACUUUCCCAAUGGUGUAUAGAAAUAUACCUGGUUGGAUUAUUAUUAUUAGAACCAGCUGGCCUAGUAGCUAACGCACUGCUUUGGUAGUGUCUCGUGAUUCAAGAGAAUUGGAUAGACACCCUCCCAAUUUUCGAGGCGCUGUAAAACAAUUAUGGGUUGAGGCUAUUACUGUAUCCAGGGUAAUCUUAACCCGUACCAGCAUUUCUCGAGUAAUAUCCUUCCCUUAACAUCUAAUCCGUUCUAAACCAAACGUCUAGAUCUUACAAUUUUAAGGAAAUUUCUCGAUAUGCUAUGGUCAGGUUUGAUUACCAAUCAAACCAUAUCAUAACGCCAAUAUAUAGUGUGUCUUGUGGACACAUGAAUAAUACAUUAUAAUUAUUAUUUAUUAUUCCUGGAGUAAAUAACAUAUCAACAAAGGUGUGAGCGCUGGCUAAAGUUUGCUCAGUGACUUUUCAUAAUUUAUUUUAUUUUUCAUGUCGUUUAGGAUAGUUUAUUCCUAGCGAUAGAGACCAGCACGAAUAGAAAACGAAGAUCCAUAAAGCGGACCGUUCAAUCAUACUUCUAUUCCAGUGUCACAGGCACACAUUUGAUGUUCUUAACCGACAUGAUAAACUUAGCUCGAUUUAGGAGGAUGCGCUACAACACAACCACCUCCCCUCUGUCAUCUCUCACUUCUGUCGUGUAGCUGAAUUAUCCUAAAGGAUUUUGUGCUUUCCAUGACUCAAAUGUACCUGUAUUAAUGCCAUUCCCACAAAAUAUUAAGAUUAAGGAAUUGGUUCAACGAGAAUCUUAGGAUUCAUUAUUUAUAAGGAAGGAGUAUUAGCACUGCCUUCGCCUUUCACAUGCUAGUCAACGCAGUGCCUGUUUUAGUCCCUGGGAGAAUAUGGACCCUGUAGCUUCGCCCAGGCUAAGCUCAUUUAAUUAUCGUUUUUUAGCUAUGUUCGUAUGAUGUAAAGGAGUUUCUACAUCAUUCCCUGUGUUCCAGGUAUCCUGUGUGUUUAGGGUAUUAAUUUCCAGAUGCAAUUCUGGUUUCUUGUUUUGCUCAAUUUGUAAUUCAUGUUCCUCAGUUCGUCAGUGGAGACACGUACUAAUGAUGAAUUACUACUGACCUUCAGCAGGUGCGGGACUCUUGAUCAAGGAAUUUAAUCAGGACUGAUUACUUGCUAUUCCCCAGGUACUGUAUGACCCCGACGGGUUUAGUACUUUCCGUUAUAUGUAUACAAAACACGUAACUCGAGUACAACAGGCUGGUCGACCGUUCUACUCUCAUGUCAUAAUCGCAGUACACUAUUGCAAUUGUAUAUUUUUACUUUGGUUUACAAUGCACGUCUGUUCCCUUGAUUGUGUUUGCAUCAUGUGUUUUUUUUUUAAUUAUCAGUCAAAGAACUGUUUACACACCUGCAGCUAAUUUACUUAAUUAGUACUUAUUAUAUAUUGUAAUUUAUUGAAGUGUAUGACCCGUGUGUCGCAGAUGCUGGAGCUGUUUACGUAGUUACUGACAAGAAUUAGACAACGUGUGCCACAUCACAUAAUUUGGACCACCUGGAGAUUAACUUCCCCUCCCUUUUCCCGAGAAAACAGUUCAGUAUAGUUAUGCAAAUUUUGUCAAUUCUGUUUUUCACUAAAAGUAACGUAAUUGUUCUUCAAGAGGACCAAGUUGCACCUUGAAGCUGGUGGAGGGUUCUUGAGCCAAGGAAUUGGAGCUAUCUAUUACCUUUUGAAAUCAGAUUGCCUCCCAUUUCUAAAAUAUUAUAAGUUUACCCUAUAGUUGUUAAAAUUUUAAAGUACAAAAAAUAUGUAGCCUAUCUAAAAAUUUGUAUGUUUGUUUUACAGUUACACAAGACUGGAAAUUGUGGAUUGAGCACGAUAUUCAGGUGGUCCUGUAAUCUUAAUGUAUCGGUCCAUUGGUCCACCGACCUGGACCAAAACCCAUUGAGAGUCACAAAAUACAUGGCAUGUCGCCCGCCUUACAGCGACUGCCUGUACACAUGUACAUAAAAACCAUGGUUGAGAUAUAUUCGCGAGUGUUUAGUUACAAAUGUUCGUGUUCGGUGACUACAUAAAAAUGAGAAUGUAUGCAGCAGCGAGUAUACAUGAAGGUGAGAAUGUGCUAUGAUGGUCGAGUGUAUACAGUAUUUUUUAUCAAGUCUGGUUGUGACAUAGACAACCUGAGUAUGAAUUCCAAUAGCAAGAAACUGGAGUGCUCACACUCCUUAAAUGCACAGUAUAUCACUAAAACAAAACAAAAACUUAUCUGGAAAGGUAAUUAAGGAGAAGCUGAAUAUUUCGGCUUGCAUCUGUAGCUCUCUUCUACAGAUUAUUAUUAUAAUCAAAAAGAAGCGCUAAGCCACAAGGACUAUACAGCUCUCUUCUACAGAGCGCAACAAAUUAGGACCGAAAUAUUCAGUCUGACUUCGUAAUUAGUUUUCCAGCUAAUUAGUGAAUUUGUAUUACAUUGACCAGUACACUAUUGCACUGUUCUGUGCAACGAGUUCAACAUUUACACUUCGUACAAUUAAUCGCUGAAUGACCCAUAUGGAAUCAGCUCUUCUGCGUGAAUAUAAUUAUAAAUACGUGUAAGAAGCAGGUGUUGUUCCUGGGUUCACUAGU
Molecule: messenger RNA, 4581 nt
Organism: Cherax quadricarinatus
Lineage: Eukaryota; Metazoa; Arthropoda; Malacostraca; Decapoda; Parastacidae
Source: RefSeq, a predicted model, not a curated record